Messenger RNA from Morchella importuna, 1566 nucleotides. RefSeq lists its product as uncharacterized. The transcript has 4 exons. The coding region runs from base 1 to 1566 and encodes 521 amino acids. NCBI's taxonomy places the organism in Eukaryota, Fungi, Ascomycota, Pezizomycetes, Pezizales, Morchellaceae. The record is from RefSeq and is a predicted model, not a curated record.
AUGCGGAAUGGCAGUUAUAUUCGUGCUUUAGGCCGGCAAUCGUUCGAACCAUCUCAAGGACCCUCUGUUCCAGAUAUUGAAUCCCCAGAUCAUGGAUCUUCCACCUCAGAACAAUCACAGGAGAUGCAAAGACGUUUGAUCAAAGCCCAGAACGAUGUCUUGGCUACGGUUGGUGUCUGUCUACGGGAUACCAAGGGGCAGGAGACAUCAGAGGCUAUAAUGCAGGAAAACGAAGUCGGAUUGCUUGUCGGUGCUGUGGAUCUGACUAUCACAUAUUUGGCUAGUUGGCCAUUGGUAGGUAUCAGAAACAGACUCCAGACUUAUCGGACUUAUGAAGGGUGGCGGUAUAAAGAUGUUUUAAUAAUGUCCUGGCGAAGCAAUAAUAUCUUUCAGAUGCUAUCGGGAAUGCCAGCCCACCUGUGCUAUCAGCUUGUGAAUGUCGGGAGGGACUAUCUUCAGGCAAGGUUCUUGAGGUGGUUGAGCCGUAAACCUCUGUUCAUAAAUAAAAAAACAGGAAAGCCGCGCAGAUUUGUUUUAAAUUCUCUCGAUAAAAUAUUUUCUACGUGCUCCUGGUUCCUUGUAUAUCCACUCUACCAACACUCAAUUCUGCAAUCGCUCCACCUGAUACCUCCCACUCCAUUACUUCCUCCUGUCACUUCAUUUGUACCAUUUUCUGCCCUUUCGCCAUUAUCGCUUCCUGAGCUCACCACACCCUCAUUCUCUCUGGUUACAGUAUCAGCUUUGGCUACACAAGCUCUCGGGUCGUAUUUCCUGUUUUCUUUUCUUCAACAAUCUGUCUGUGCAAUGUUGCAAUACAAUCUUUUUCACCGCCUCCGCCGAGUCUUACCCCGCCCCGAUAAUCCAGAUGGUGCAUCAAUCUCAGGGGCUCUUGAUGAUGAUGAUAUCGAUAGCUAUGGCCGCUGGGACUCUGGACGUCAGCCCCAUACUCACCCACGCAGAACAGUCAUGGAUGAACCUAGCAUAGCAGCAAUAAUGAUUGAAGAAACCCGUACUUUCGCUGAAUUUGGCGACCGAGAACGAAGUUUCUCGGCCACGGUUCAGAUCGAACAUCAGCAGAGAUCAGGUUCACCUCCUGUCGACGCUACACAAUUAGAAGAAGACUUGAAUGAUUUUGAGGCCAGAGCAUUGGAAGCAGCAAUACAAACCAACGGAGGUCCUCUACCACACCCCCAUCAUCACACGCCAGCUGAUCCAGCUGCCGUAACCGCUCGUAUGAGAUCAGCGAGGCAACAGCACCGUGUAACACGUCUAUCACAGCACCCUGCAGACGUCGUAGCCUCUCAUGCAUCAGAUGGCAUCGCAACUGCCCUCAGUAGCGGGUUUGAAAGUGCUGUUAUGAGAACUGUAGCAAGGAGCUUCAUGAUCCGGCAGAUGGGGGUUGAUCCAAGCCCUAUUUAUAAACCAAGCGACGUCUUUGCAAACUGGAAACUGGUAACGAAGGCUUUGGCAGGAGAAUGGGCCUUGAUGUUCAUGUUAUUUGAGGGCAGUUAUUAUGCCACGACUUUUAUUGGAAUUAGGUGGUUCGGGUAUCCGAGGAGCCUUUGA